Ustilago hordei is the source of this 3834-nucleotide messenger RNA. Its product is annotated as putative NEO1 - P-type ATPase, a proposed aminophospholipid translocase. Gene Ontology annotation, cellular component: plasma membrane; trans-Golgi network; endosome. NCBI's taxonomy places the organism in Eukaryota, Fungi, Basidiomycota, Ustilaginomycetes, Ustilaginales, Ustilaginaceae. The transcript has a single exon. Bases 1 to 3834 code for a protein of 1277 amino acids. The record is from RefSeq and is a predicted model, not a curated record. Gene Ontology annotation, biological process: endocytosis; retrograde vesicle-mediated transport, Golgi to endoplasmic reticulum; phospholipid translocation. Gene Ontology annotation, molecular function: magnesium ion binding; ATP binding; ATPase-coupled intramembrane lipid carrier activity.
AUGUCUGCAGGCCGUAGCUCGCCGGCUCCUUCGUAUCACUCACAGAACGACACUGGAGGCUUCGCUGCCUUUCGUUCGCGCAACGCCCGUUCACGGUUCAGCCGCUUCGGGCAGAACAACGCCCGUGAUUCAGAAGAGCAGCAAGGGCUGUUGCAAGACAGUAGUGAUGAAGGUGUGGGGCGAACAGGCAGCUCGAAACGUCCGAGUUUGACCCCAAGGCAGUCAGAGGACCAUCGCCGACCUAAUGGUAUCUCGGGAGACUCGGACGGCUUACCACCACCAUCAACAACCGUAGUGCAAAUAGGGUCUCGCAGAGCUGGCUUCAUCGCAUCACUUUUCUCAACAAGAGAACGAACACCACGCGACCUUAGCAGGACAAUACGGUUAUGUGACUCGGAUCGUGUCAAAGCAAAGUAUGCGGCCAACGUCGUGCGCAACCAAAAGUACAACGUUGUCACCUUCCUACCUAAGGUGCUCUACGAGCAGUUCAAGUUCUUCUUCAACCUCUAUUUUCUUCUGGUCGCAUUAAGUCAAUUCAUUCCAGCACUCAAGAUCGGCUUCAUUGCCACAUAUGUUGCGCCUCUGGCUUUCGUCCUCACCAUCACCAUCGGCAAAGAAGCCAUUGACGACUGGGCAAGAUGCAAGAGGGAUCUCGAAAGCAACAGUGCACCAUUCAAACUGCUAGUGCCGAAUGAUUCUGCUAUCGCCAAGUCUCAAGCACGUUUGGCUCGCAAAGCUAGCUCUAACAAGCCUCUAUCGCUCGGCAGUGACCUCGGGCAGUCGAGAGUGGUUCAGGUGCCAAGUAGCAGGAUCCGGGUGGGCGAUCUUGUUGUCCUUGACAAGAAUCAGCGUGUUCCAGCUGACAUGGUUCUGCUGCAAACUUUCUCGAAUGAUACUGCCGUCGAAAUCGGAAGCGGCUCCAUUGCGCCCACACCAAUGAAUGACGACACACAGUUCAUUCUGGGAGACGAUGAAGACGACAUGGAAGCUGGCUCGAAGUCACAUGCCAAAACAGAUGCCAGCUCAUCGAAGCCAAGCAACUCGACAGGCGAAGCAGACUCUGCUUCUCAGGGUUCGAAUGGAAGCUGUUUCAUUCGCACAGAUCAGCUUGAUGGAGAGACGGAUUGGAAGCUGCGUUUGGCAGUCGAGUUCACCCAAAGGAUGCCUACUGACGAGCUCGCGGUUCUUGGAGACCGGGCUGUAGUCUUUGCCGGUCCACCCAUCAAGGACAUUCACUCCUUCCUCGGCAAUUUGACGUUGCACCCUCCACCAGACGACGGGUCUGUCACACCUCAACCUACCCUGCAUCGCUCCGUUCCCACUUCCGGCGACCUAUUGGGCUCUAGCGACGCUGCUGCUCAGCCUCGCAGCUCAUCAGAUUCACACACUGCCGACACAGUCAUUGCGAUGAGUCAACAACCUCAAGUGGCUCCCUUGACAGCAGAAAACGUCUUGUGGGCCAACACUGUUCUAGCCGCAGGCACGGCUGUCGGUAUGGUCGUCUACACAGGACGAGAGACGAGAGCGGUUAUGAACACAUCGCAUCCAGGCACAAAGGUCGGUCUGCUGGACCUCGAGAUCAACCGCCUCUCCAAGAUUCUCUGCGGUGUCACUUUUGCACUCUCGCUCGGUCUUGUUGUGCUUAACGGCUUCAAAGGUGAAUGGUGGAUCUACAUUUUCCGCUUCCUCAUCCUUUUCUCAUCCAUCAUCCCUAUCAGUCUUCGUGUCAAUCUCGAUAUGGGGAAGACUGUCUACGCUCGCCAGAUCAUGCAUGAUGACGAGAUCCCUGGCACCAUUGUUCGCACUUCAACAUUGCCAGAAGAGCUCGGCCGCAUCGAAUACCUGCUUUCCGACAAGACAGGCACGCUCACGCAGAACGAGAUGGAGCUCCGCAAAUUGCACAUGGGCACGAUGAGCUAUGGCUGGGACAGCAUGGACGAAGUGGCUUCGCAGUUCGCUACGGCGUUGCAGCAGCUCUAUGGCAAUAUAGCCCAGCUUAGCAGUCCGACGAAGGAAGCCCAGCAACCCCUUUCGCUCACCACAGCAGGCGCCAUGCUUGCUGGUCGUGGACGACGUGACAUGAGCUCUCGUGUCAAGGAUGUCGUGCUUGCACUUGCGCUAUGCCACAAUGUCACACCAGUGGUCGAGGGCGACGGGUCCAUAACAUAUCAAGCCUCUUCGCCUGAUGAAGUGGCUAUCGUCCGAUGGACAGAGUCGGUCGGACUCAGCCUUGUUGCUCGUGACCGCACUUCCGUGUCGCUUCGAACCUCCGAUGGCUCAACGCUGCAUUUCGACAUUCUCGAAGUCUUCCCUUUCACCUCCGAGUCGAAGCGCAUGGGUAUCGUCAUCCGUGAACGUGGCACUGGCGAAAUCACCUUCUACCAGAAGGGUGCCGAUGUCGUCAUGGCCAAGAUCGUAGCUCAAAACGACUGGCUCGAUGAAGAGUGCGGCAACAUGGCUCGCGAAGGCCUACGGACGCUUGUUGUUGGACGUAGAAGGCUGACACAGGACAAUUGGCUGGUUUUCGAACGUGCCUACAAGGCUGCCCGAGUACAGGUCGAGGAUCGUAAUGAGGCCAUGGUAGGGGCCAUCGCAGAGCAUCUCGAGAACAACCUCGAGCUCCUAGGUCUCACCGGUGUGGAAGACAAGUUGCAAGAAGAUGUCAAGAUGACACUCGAGCUCCUCCGGAAUGCUGGCAUCAAAGUAUGGAUGUUGACGGGAGACAAGAUCGAGACUGCGACAUGUAUCGCCAUUUCGUCCAAACUCGUCGCGAGGAACCAGUAUGUCCACCAGGUGGCAAAGUUGCGAACACCUGAUGCGGUGCGAGAUAUGCUCGACUUUCUGCGAUCCAAACUUGACUGCUGCCUUGUCAUCGAUGGCGAGUCGUUGCAAGUCUGUCUAGACUCGUUCAAGGACGAGUUCAUCGAGUUGGCAACGCAGCUGACUGCUGUGGUGGCUUGUCGAUGUUCGCCGACACAGAAAGCGGAUGUAGCCCGUCUAAUCCGUACACAUACUCGCAAGAGAGUUUGUUGCAUCGGCGAUGGUGGAAAUGACGUUUCGAUGAUUCAAGCUGCUGAUGUUGGUCUGGGCAUUGUCGGUAAAGAAGGCAAGCAAGCUUCCCUCGCAGCUGACUUCUCCAUCACCCAAUUCAGCUUCCUCACCAAGCUCCUCGUCUGGCAUGGACGUAACUCAUACAAGCGUUCGGCCAAGCUCGCUCAAUUCGUCAUUCACCGUGGUCUGAUCAUCUCGAUCAUUCAAGCUGUCUUCUCGAGCAUCUUCUACUUUGCGCCCAUCGCUCUCUACCAGGGCUGGCUCAUGGUUGGUUACGCCACUGUAUAUACCAUGGCUCCAGUCUUCUCUCUCGUCCUGGACAGAGAUGUCAGCGAAGACCUCGCCCUCCUCUAUCCCGAGCUCUAUAAAGAUCUCACCAAAGGUCGCUCGCUCUCCGCCAAAACCUUCACAACCUGGCUCAUGAUCUCAACCUACCAAGGAGGAGCAAUUAUGAUCCUAUCCCUUCUUCUCUUCGAGAACGAAUUCCUAAACAUCGUUUCGAUCUCCUUCACAGCGUUGGUGGUGAACGAGUUGAUCAUGGUAGCGUUAGAGAUCACAACAUGGCACGUGUAUAUGAUUUUGUCGGAGAUUGUCACGUUGUUCUUCUACUGUGUCAGUAUCGUGUUUUUGCCGGAGUUCUUCGAUUUGGGUUUCGUGCUGUCGUAUAGAUUUCUGUGGAAGACGGCGGUCAUUGUUGCAGUUAGUAGUUUGCCGUUGUAUGUUUGGAAGGAGGUUAGGAACAGGUUGGCUCCUCCGAGUUAUAGUAAGUUGGCGAUGGCUUGA